Penicillium digitatum Pd1 is the source of this 813-nucleotide messenger RNA. RefSeq names its product Chromosome segregation in meiosis protein 3. Gene Ontology annotation, molecular function: DNA binding. Gene Ontology annotation, biological process: DNA replication checkpoint signaling; replication fork processing; replication fork arrest. Gene Ontology annotation, cellular component: replication fork protection complex; nucleus. The record is from RefSeq and is a predicted model, not a curated record. NCBI's taxonomy places the organism in Eukaryota, Fungi, Ascomycota, Eurotiomycetes, Eurotiales, Aspergillaceae.
AUGGCGAACGCGAACGUUUCAGACCGACGAAGCUCACCGACAGCGGGCGAUUUGGAUGACCUUUUUGAUUAUGACAUUGGUUUGGAUGAAAUUAUUCCAGAUGAAAAUGCCCCCAAUGCCAACAGUGCCAAGGCCUCGGGGACAGGGGACUCUGCUCUCGGUUUGGGUCUUGAUGAAGAAGUCAAAGUCACAAAGAAACGACACCCUGUGGUCAAAUUAGACGAGGGCCGUUUACUCUCACAACCGGGUAUACCCAAACUGCGCCAUACUGCCAGACAGAGGCUAAAAUUCAAGGGCAAAGGACAAGAGUUCAAGGAUGCCGCACGCCUGCUCAACUUUUACCAGCUAUGGCUCGAUGAUCUAUUUCCACGCGCAAAAUUUGCAGACGGUCUGGCAAUGAUUGAGAAACUGGGACACUCAAAACGCAUCCAGGCUAUGCGACGAGAAUGGAUAGAAGAAGAGAAACCGAGGGGUUUUAAUGGCUCUGGACCUACACGAGAAGAGCUCGAAAAUCGCGACCUCCUCAAGAAUCCUGAAGAUCUCAAUCAUAACCCAGCUGCGAUGGUUCAGGACCAGGAAGGGGCUGCCGACCAAGAUCUAUUUCUUCCAGACCCAAACAAGAGUGCACGACCUAUAAUCAGCUACCCCGAGCUCGAGCCCGAGGAAGAUGAUUUGGAGGAUCUUCUCAGAGAACAAGAUGAGCCUAUGACUGAUUUUACCCCCGAUAUGCGUGUCUCAUCUUCACGGGGACCAAACAAUGAUAAUGACAACUAUGACGCUGAAUAUGAAGCGAUGAAGGAGCUUGGGAUGUAG